This is a messenger RNA of Manis pentadactyla (Chinese pangolin), 4036 nucleotides long. It is a transcript of the gene CCDC80, whose product is annotated as coiled-coil domain containing 80. The coding region runs from base 1033 to 3888 and encodes 951 amino acids. The record is from RefSeq and is a predicted model, not a curated record. Lineage: Eukaryota; Metazoa; Chordata; Mammalia; Pholidota; Manidae. The transcript is spliced from 8 exons.
AGGAAAACGAUGAAGCCAGUGCAGACAAUCUGAGAAUUUUUCCUUUCCAAAGGGCAGUGUGUGUACAGAUGGGAAGGCAGAGCAUCCUGGUUGCUCAGUAUGGAAGGGGUUAAAUCCCCAGUCACUCUAUUCUAAAGUGAUUUAUGAUGAUGUGUAGUGUUUCAAAACUUCCCCCCACCCCAAAGAACAGACCUCUCCUUCCCUACCUAGUCCACUCUCAAUGUGCUGAAAUGGGAAGGAGGCGGUGUUUUGCUGAUCUGUUAAAUUCUUAGUGAAGUUUCCUUGAUUUCCAGUGGCUGCUGUUGUUUGAGUUUGGUUUGGAUCAAAACUGAGGUUAUCCUGGCAUUUCUGGGACUGGAUCCAGGCAAGAGGAAGAAGGAAAAGAAGGAGAAGGAAAAGAGGAGAGAAAAAGUGGUGAGAAAUAAAGGGAGGAGAGAAGCAUAGAGAAAGAAAAAAAAAGUCCUUUUUCAACAUCACAUUCCUGUGUUUUCCCUCAGCCUGGAAAACAUAUUAAUUCCAGUGCUUUUACACUCUCGGAAACAAAGGGACUAAGCCAGUGUGGGGAAAAGGGUGAUAAGAAGAAUCCUGGAACUCUAAACAGAGAAAGAACAAGAUUCAGAAAUAACUGGGACUCUGCUUUGAGGGGCGUCCUGAGUCUGUCGGCACAGGGGACUGGCACACACAGAUACACAAGACCGAGCUGCAACUACAGACAAAUGGAGAUGCAAAGACUUAAAAGGACAGCUCCUUUCACCUCAUCCUACUUGUCAAGAAGGUAAAAAAAGACACAGCCAGAAGGAAAAAGAAGAAAGCGGCUCAGCCCUCAGGUCAGGACAGGCUGUGGGGCUGUGGCGCGACUCUGGGAGCUGGAACGGCAGCAUAGCCCCUUUGUAGCACUCAGCCUCCCUCGCGAAGAAGAAAGAGGGUUGGGAGGAAAAGUAUUUCAUCUAGGAAUCUGUCCUGGGACCAAACUUCAGACUGCUUUUUAAGCCCUCUGCAUUCCAUCUCCAUGAGCCACAAUUGGAUUGCACAAUGACAUGGAGAAUGGGACCCAGUUUUGCCAUGCUGUUGGCAGUGUGGCUUGUGUGUGGAUCAGAACCCCACCCCCAUGCCAUGAAUGGAGGGAACCCCCGAGGGCGGAAAGCCCCUCUGGUUUCUCCAGUCAACAGGAGGCCAGCUCGGUUUCUGAGGCACAUGGGGAGGUCUCAGGGAACUGAGAGAACCACUCUGGAAGAACCAAACCUUCAGCCUCUCCACAGGAGGAGAAGCGUGCCGGUGCUGAGGGUGGCUCAUCAUGCGACAGCCGCGGCAGCCCCGCGGGGCCGCGCCGCGGCGCAGGGGAGACCCGAGCAGAGCCUAGCCGCCCGGAGCUCUCCCCGCGAGAUGGUCCGAGAUGAGGGGUCCUCGGCCCGGUCCAGAACGUUGCGCUUCCCCUCGGGGUCCAGCUCUCCCAACAUCCUUGCUAGCUUUGCAGGGAAGAACAGGGUGUGGGUCAUCUCGGCCCCUCACGCCGCAGAAGGCUACUACCGCCUCAUGAUGAGUCUCCUGAAGGACGAUGUGUACUGCGAGCUGGCGGAAAGGCACAUCCAGCAGAUUGUGCUCUUCCACCAGGCCGGCGAGGAGGGCGGCAAGGUGCGGAGGAUCACCAGCGAGGGCCGCGUCCUGGAGCAGCCCCUGGACCCCGGCCUCAUCCCGAAGCUGAUGAGCUUCCUGAAGCUGGAGAAGGGCAAGUUCGGCAUGGUGCUCCUGAAGAAGACGCUGCAGGUAGAGGAGCGCUACCCUUACCCCGUCAGGCUGGAGGCCAUGUAUGAGAUCAUCGACCAGGGCGCCAUCCGCAGGAUAGAGAAGAUCAGGCAGAAGGGUUUUGUCCAAAAAUGUAAGGCCUCUGGGGUAGAGGGCCAGGUGGUGGAAGAGGGGAACAAUGGUGGAGGGGCAGGAAGGCCAGGCCUGAGCAGCGAGAAGAGGAAAGAAGACCAGAGGAGAGGCCAGGUCCCACCAACCAGGGAGAGUCGGGUGAAGGCGAUGAGAAAAGCGGCCCCCACCAACCCCGCUCCUCCCCCGCCUCCCCCAACCCCGAGGGCCACCACCCUGCCGCCUGCCCCAGUCACAGCCGCGACUCGGGCAACCUCCCGGGUGGGCACUGUGGCCGUGCGGCCAACCACCAGCACCUUUCCAGCCAUGCAGAGGCCCUGGAGCCCCCGGGCGCACCCCUCCUCAGACGCCCACAGGCCCCCAGCAACAGCCGAGGCGACCACGGCCUCAGAGCAUCUCUACCCUCCCCCCAGGAAGGAGCAGCACAGGGAGAGGCCGCAGAGCACCAGGAGGCCCAGCAAGGCCACCAGCCUCGAGAGCGUCACGGCUGCCCCUGCCGCCGCCAUCUCCGAGCACAGCGCCAGGGCCGGCGCGGGCCGUUUCCGGGACAACCGCACCGAGCGGCGCGAGCACAGCCACCGGGACCCGAACGUGGUGUCAGGUCCUCACAAGCCAGCCAAGGGGAAACCUCCCAAAAAGAAGGCCCAGGACAAGAUCCUUAGCAACGAGUAUGAAAAUAAGUUUGUCCUCAGCCGGCCCACUGCCUCUCAGCUGGAGGAGGGGUUGCAGUUGGGGAAUAUUCCCGCACAAAAAUCAAAGGAGUCCAAAAAGCACGAGAAGCUUGAGAAACCCGAGAAGGAGAAGAAAAAAAAGGUAAAGAAUGAGAAAGCAGACAAGUUCCUCAAGACUGAAAAGCAAGUGAAGAAGGACAAGGCAGAAAAAAAGAGCAGGCAGGAGAAAGAGAAGAACAAGAAGCAAAAGGCAGGCAGACCAGAGCAGGAUGGCCACCUGAAAGCUGCCACCAAACAUCUCCCCCAGGGCCCCAGGAAGUCGGCGACCGACCUGCUGGGCUCCUUUGAAGGCAAAAGAAGGCUCCUUCUAAUCACUGCUCCUAAGGCUGAGAACAACAUGUAUGUGCAACAGCGAGAUGAGUAUCUGGAAAGUUUCUGCAAGAUGGCCACGAGGAAAAUCUCUGUGAUCACCAUCUUUGGCCCUGUGAACAACAGCACCAUGAAAAUCGACCACUUCCAGCUAGACAAUGAGAAAACCAUGCGAGUGGUGGAUGAUGAGGACCUGGAAGACCAGCAUCUCAUCAGUGAGCUGCGAAAAGAGUAUGGAAUGACCUACAAUGACUUCUUCAUGGUGCUCACAGAUGUGGACCUGAGAGUCAAGCAAUACUAUGAGGUGCCUAUAGCAAUGAAGUCUGUGUUCGAUUUGAUCGAUACUUUCCAGUCCAGAAUCAAAGACAUGGAAAAGCAGAAGAAGGAGGGCAUUGUUUGCAAGGAAGACAAGAAGCAAUCAUUGGAGAACUUCCUAUCCAGGUUCCGAUGGAGGAGGCGACUGCUGGUGAUCUCCGCUCCGAAUGGUGAAGACUGGGCUUAUUCACAGCAGCUGUCGGCCCUCAGUGGUCAGGCAUGCAAUUUUGGUCUGCGCCACAUAACCAUUCUGAAACUUUUAGGUGUCGGAGAGGAAAUUGGGGGAGUUUUAGAACUGUUCCCCAUUAAUGGGAGUUCUAUUGUGGAGCGAGAAGAUAUACCAGCCCAUUUGGUGAAAGACAUCCGCAACUACUUUCAAGUGAGCCCAGAGUACUUCUCCAUGCUGCUAGUUGGAAAAGAUGGGAAUGUAAAAUCCUGGUAUCCUUCCCCAAUGUGGUCCAUGGUGAUCGUGUAUGAUUUAAUUGAUUCGAUGCAACUCCGGAGACAGGAAAUGGCCAUUCAGCAGUCACUGGGGAUGCGCUGCCCAGAAGACGAGUACGCAGGCUAUGGAUAUCAUCAUAGUUACCACCAAGGAUACCAGGAUGGUUACCAGGAUGACUACCGUCAUCACGAGAGCUACCACCAUGGAUACCCUUACUGAACAGAAAUAUGUAACCUUAGCCCCAACCAGUUUCCCCUGUAGCUGCUAAAGCCACGUGUGGCCAGCUAUGUAAAGGAGUUCUUCCACACUGCCUACAUUCCCUGCCUUUUUCUUUCAGUGUUCUUCCAAGAUUAAAUACAUAACAAAC